AUGGAGAACAUUACGAAUGAAAUCGACGAGGGGAAUAAAAAGGACGACGACGACGACGUAAACGAUGACGACGCGAAGUGGCUUGGUGUCCCUCUCGAAGAUAUACCGAUCGGGAAGCGACGGCGCUUGUCGCGACAACAUUCUUCGCUCUCAUCGUCGAACGGUGGGAUGCAACAAAACGACGAGAAGGGGAAUCCUUCUCCUCCUCAAAAUCCUCCUCGUCAGAAUACGAAUGUUUUAUUAAACGACGACGAUAAAGUGGAUCGUUUCAUCAACACCAAGCGAGGAUUUAAGGAAUGCUUGCACGUGGAAUCCGUUCCUGCAAAGAUAUCGAACAGUGUACCUCUUGAAAACGUCGAUAGAAAUAUCGUGAGCGACGAGAUGAAGCUGAUUUGUAGGCAAGUUGGUAUUGUUCGUAUCUACUCUCAUCAAGCAGAAGCAAUACGAAGAGCGCGCCAGGGCGAAAGCGUAGUGAUUUCGACACCAACGGCAUCGGGAAAGAGUUUGUGCUACAUCAUCCCUAUUCUAGAGAUGAUAAUGGAGGAACCAAACGCACGGGCGUUGUUGAUGUACCCGUUAAAAGCGUUAGCGAAUAACCAGGCGGAGAGUUUCCAAAGGUUUAUCGACGCGGCGAAACGCGCAGUAGGAGGAGGAGCGAGACAAAAUGGGUUGACCAACCACGGGGUGGACUUGGAAAAGAUUGCGCGAUUAGCGAAUUGCCAAAUUAAAGUGUGCGACGGCGAUUCAGACGCGCAGGAAAAAGCCCAAAUACGCGCGGAGAACACGAAUAGAAUUAUAAUUACGAAUCCUGACUCUCUUCAUUGGAUGCUGCCGCAGCAUCAUUUGUGGGGAAAGAAAUUUUUUGGCAACCUAUCGCUCAUAGUUUUAGACGAAGCGCAUAUUUUUCACGGAGUUAUGGGAUCGAACGUCGCGCUGUUAUUUAGAAGAUUGAUGCGCGUGUGCAAUAGCUACGGUAAUCCAACUCCCGAGUUUAUAUGUACGUCCGCUACCAUCCGGAACCCGUCCGAGCACGUCAAGGCGUUGACGACGAGGGAUACAUCAAGCGUCGCUGAAAGUGGAGCACCGAGCGGAGAGAAAAGGUUCAUGCUUUGGCAACCGGCAGAGUUGAAAUCGACGAGUAAAGGAGGUGUUGAAGUAAGUGCGGAUGAUAGAGAGAUGGCGGAGAUGAAAACUCGGAAGAGUCCGAAUCACGAGGCGGCGGUUUUAAUCGCAGAUUUGGCUAAAAAUGGCAUUCGAUGUUUAUGUUUUGUCGAAUCUCGAAACCAGUGCGAAUCCGUAAAGCGCGAAGUCCGAACGAUUUUGAACAAGGAUAAUUGCUCUUACUUAUCGAACAAGAUUGAAUCCUAUCGUGGUGGUUAUUCGCGCGCUGAACGUAGAGAGUUAGAAAAACGCCUACAAUCCAAUCAAAUAUGCGCGCUCGUAUGCACUUCCGCCUUGGAGAUGGGAAUUGACGUCGGAUCCUUAGAUGCUACCGUGCACGUAGGCGUUCCAGAAACGGCGAGCUCAUUGUUGCAGCAAGCUGGUCGUGCAGGUAGGCGUCGUGGCACUUCGCUCGCUUUAGUCAUCGCUCGGGAAAAUCCAAUCGACGCGUAUUAUUGCGAUAGGUACGAAGAAUUGUUCAAACGUCCUCCAGAAGAAGCGUUUAUAGAUCCGCAGAACGAGGCACUGUUGACUUUGCACUUACCGUGCGCUGCAAAAGAGCUCGUUUUAGAUUUAUCAUCUACGUUCGAUACGAAAAUGUUCGACUUGAGCACGGAGGAAGUAGAGAAGAAAAACGAAAAGUACGCGAAACUCAACGUUGAAGAGAUACACGCCAUGAAUGAAGACAGUACAGAGCCGAAUGAAAGGAAAGCGGUGAAAAAGUACACGCCGUUCCACGCCGCGUUGAAAAAGUUACUCUCAACCCCGACCAAUAUAAAACCUCUCGUGUUCAACGCUACGACGAAUACUUUGAUGGAACAGAAAAAAUACGGAGUCAACCCGCACUCGGCGGUAAUGUUGCGCGGUAAUCCGUUCGGCGACGGGUGGUGGCUCGUCUUGAAACCAAAGGAGAGCAGUAGCGGCAUUAAUUACGAGCAACUGCUUCAAAACCCCGAAACGAAAGGUAUGCUCGAGAAACGAAAGUUGCUGGUGGAGUGCGUAGAUUCCGAUCGAGCUUUGAUGCGCCUGUAUGUCGGCGGUAUCCACCAGACGCGAGACGGUACGUAUGAAGUGAAAAAGAUUGAUACCAUGAAACGUAUCGCGUUUUGCGAGGAGUACGCACGAAACGGACUCGCGACGGUACCAAAAAAGACAGAAAAUAUUACUAUAUUAGAUACGAGUGUUGCAGAGAACUGCGCCGUUCGAUACAACCGGGAAGUUUUUAAUACUCGCGUAUCGCUCGGGAACGUCCGUGUGGAGGAGUUUGUUCAAGGCUAUCAUCGUUAUCGCGUCACCGGUGCAGACAGUGGCAAGAGUGUGAGCCAAGUUGAGUUUCAAACGCCGCUCUUGUGCUCAAAUUAUCAAACAAAAUCACUUUGGUUUUCGUUGCCGGAAGAUGUUCUGAAUAAAAUCCCGCCCGAAAACGUCUUUGCGGCUAUCUUGGGUGUGCGCAACGUCUGUGUGGAAUUGGCGAGCUCCAUCGCGUUUUGUUCUAGAAAGGAUGUAUCGGGCAGUUUCAGAUUUUCCAACGAUCCACCGAAUUCGACAUGCGUCAUUUUCAUAUACGAUUGUUGUCCCAACGGUGUUGGUUUGUCGGAUAAACUAUUCGAGCGAGCGGAAGUUUUGCUCGAGAAAGCCGCGUGCGUGGUGAAGAAUUGUCAGUGCGAAAGAGGCUGCCCUCUGUGCAUAUGUAGUGGUCGAGGCGGAGGAGGAGCUGCAGGCGCGAAGAGAUUCGUGAAAAUGAUGAUAGAGUGUAUGUGCGCACUUUAG
Molecule: messenger RNA, 2931 nt
Organism: Bathycoccus prasinos
Lineage: Eukaryota; Viridiplantae; Chlorophyta; Mamiellophyceae; Mamiellales; Bathycoccaceae
Product: ATP-dependent RNA helicase
Exons: 1
Coding region: 1-2931 (976 amino acids)
Molecular function (GO): ATP binding; nucleic acid binding
Source: RefSeq, a predicted model, not a curated record